Anarrhichthys ocellatus (wolf-eel) is the source of this 5693-nucleotide messenger RNA. It is a transcript of the gene bahcc1b, whose product is annotated as BAH domain and coiled-coil containing 1b. Gene Ontology annotation, molecular function: chromatin binding. The record is from RefSeq and is a predicted model, not a curated record. Bases 683 to 4612 code for a protein of 1309 amino acids. Lineage: Eukaryota; Metazoa; Chordata; Actinopteri; Perciformes; Anarhichadidae. The transcript has 17 exons.
CUCCUCUCCUCUCCUCUCAUCUCCUCUCCUCGAAGGGGAAAUUGGAUUCUGUCCAUGUCCAUAAUGAGGAGAUGUAGGAGAAUAAAUAGAUAGCUCAAUAAACACUUUGCCUCUUAUUGCUUCUCCUCCCCUUUACUCCCCAUCCCCUCCCUUCUUCUCACUGCGUUGCACUCCUCCUCCUCCUUCUCCUCCUCCUUGCUGCCCGUCGUUCUCCUUCUCUCUAAUCCUCCCUCACACACUCGUGCAGUUUGCCCAUGUCUGCGCAGCUCAGCGAAAAUGUUGUAGGUGCAAGUGUGUGAUCAGAAUGAGUGUGUUUUUUUUGCAUAGGUGUGUGUGUGUGGACCGUCUCAUGAAUAUUCUGUUUCAUCUGCUGAUGCUGUGACAAUGACAGAGUUAAUGACAGUGACAGAUGUAGAGAUCGUUUUCUACCGCUCCCCCUUGUGUGUGUGUGUGUGUGUGUGUGUUUGUGUUUGUUGUCUGUGUGUACGAUGAAGCAGGAACACCAGUAUACAUCAAAUAAACUACACAGCUAAUAUCAUAAAUAUCACCACUUUUCAAGGCACGGUUUCAUCGUUCCAGAAAUAAAUCCGCUCAGCGCACAGCGUGUUUCAUAACGCUGUGUCAGCUGCCGCGUGAUGUACCAAUCUAAACCGAAACAAUCCGUCUCCGUGCAGGUGAGGACAUGCUGACCUUUGACCUCCACAGUCUGGCGACGCUGGCGGCCGCCCGUGCCCUGGAGAUGGGGGGAGGGGUUGUGGGUUUGGGGGCGGACCAGCAGUGUCCAAUAAGGAAGAGGCUCAACCUGCGCAGGAAGUGCAGCUGGACUCCUCGUCACGAGCCGGUGUGCCCAGUGAAGGGCUCCAUGGAGACGAUGGGAGGGGAGGAGCUAGCCAUGCGUGUCCAGCUGGCUGAGCUACAGCGCCGAUACAAAGAGAAACAGAGAGAACUGGCCAAGCUACAGAGGAAACACGACCACCAAAAAGAGGAGACGUCUCGAAGCCCUGCCCGACGGGGGCCCGGCCGCCCCCGCAAGCGCAAGUCCACCCCCGGCCCAGCUGCUGCCGAGAGCUCCAAAAGAUUCAGAGCCGGGCUGAAUUUACUGGAGGAAAAAGCCAGGAAGAAACUGUCCAAUCACGGCUUCAACAGCCUCAGCACUGCACAGAUGAAAGCUCGCUGUAAGCACAGAGGCCGGCCCGGCGCCCUGAGCUCCAGGCUGGCCAGGCGGGUGACCCAGCUGAAGCAGAAGGCUGUGGCCCAGCGAGGUGCACCGUCGUCGGCAGACAUCCUGCACUGCAGAGGGGCCCCUGGUGAGGAAGGCGCCUCCAACAGUCACCGCAGACAAGGAAGAAAAGACCUGCAGCUGGACUGGGCAACUAGUCAGACUGCGAAGAGGAAGAGGGGUCGAAAGCCCAAAGAGCUGAUGGCCGUCAACACAAACAGAGCUCACCACCAGAUCGGCCGCUCCUCAGAGAAACAGGACGUUAGAGAAGAGAGGAGUGACAGCGAGAGCUCAGAGGGCGAGGAGGAGGACGACGACGGCGACGGCAGCUACGCCAGCGAAGAUGGAGCCGGUGACAUCAAGAUUAGCUCAUCCUCUAAAGAAGCUCCUGCAAACCCUGGCGGGAUUGUGCCCUUUUCAUCGCAGUCCUCCAUGCUCCAAGCAAACCAGAAAGCCAGGAGCAUGAGGAGCGUGCCCCGCGCAGAUCAGAGGAGAGUGCCCAGAAGGCCGAGCCUGGCCAACACAGAAAGGGGACAUCCAGUCCACCUAGGGACCAAAAGAGCGUCUCUGUCCAGCUGGGGGGUGUCGUCAGUGGGCUGCAGCUUUGGGGACGGCCAGGGGAACCAUGGCUCUAUGACAGAAGUAAGCAGGGCCAGCAAGGAAGCCAUGAGGAAGAGAUCAUCGGGACAGGGAAUUCUGGGAAAGGCCAAGGGCCACGCAGUGAGCCGGCUCCUGCAGAGCUUUGCAGCCGACGACGGCUUUCAGUUGGAUGAGGAAAGCAGCUUCUCUGAGGACGAGGAGGAGGAGGAGGACGAGGAGGAGGAGGAGGAGGAAGAGGAGGAGGAGGAGGAGGAGGAAGAAGGGGAAGAGGAGGAGGAGGAGGAGGAGAUGAAGUUGAUCCACCUCCCUCCCAACAUGCCAUGCAGAAUCCCUGCCCUGCCAAACUGUGUGCUGAGUAAAGAGAUGUUGGUGGACGGCCUGAAGAUCCUGAUCUCCAAGGAGGACGAGCUGCUGUAUGCCGCCUGUGUCCAAUCUCUGGACCUGCCUGACAUAUUCAGUGUUGUCAUCGAAGGAGAACGAGGGAAUCGCCCCCGGAUCUACUCGCUGGAGCAACUACUACAGGAAGCUGUGUUAGACGUGAGGCCCCAGAGCGAGGCCAUCCUGACUGCAGGGACGCGAGUGUGCGCGUACUGGAGCGAGCGCUCUCGCUGUCUUUACCCCGGAUACGUCCAUCGAGGAGGUCCAGGUGAGGAAGAGAAGGAGGGCAGUGUGAUGGUGGAGUUUGAUGAUGGAGACAGGGGUAGGAUCUCCCUCACAAACAUCCGGCUUCUGCCCCCAGGAUACCAAAUCUGCUGUGCGGAACCCUCUCCGGCUCUGCUGAUCUCACCAGGGCACCGCGGGAGACGAAGCUCCACCCAGGAGAGGAGAGACACACCCACAGAGAAACCAGCCAAUGAGGAGCCAGCAGGGAGGCCCCAAGAGAAAAGACCAGUUGGCAGGCCGAAGAAAGUCCUCUCUGUGCCUAAGACGGCCAGCACACCAACAUCAGUAACAGACACUUUAACCCAAGGCAACACUUCCUUGUUGGACUGGUCAGCUCCCAGGAAGAGACCGCCAGUUGACUUCUUCCUCUUCAACGGGACUUCUCGUAAGACCCAGAGGAGGAUACGAGAGCGAGACUUGGGGCUGUUUCAUCGACCCACCUCCCACCUCCUCGCUCCGCCGGUGCCUAUCAAAGGCAUCUUUGGCUCCCCUUUUGAAGGUGACUCAUUCAGUAGCAUUGCCAACAGCUACUCUACCUUCAGAAGUGGCGGAAGCUCUGGAGCGGGGCGACCGGUCGCCGCAGUAGCUUCCACGGUCCUACGGGACUCCUCGUCCUCCGUUUGCUCCUCAGCUGUCACCGUGGCAACGGUAGCUGGAAGUAAGAAGCCGGCGAGCGAACGCAACAGGAAACAGCUCCUGGUGAAGCUUGACCAUGAGGGAGUAACCUCCCCGAAAACAAAGAACGGCAAGGCCCUGCUACGACUCGGUGGAAGUGUAGGAAAGGGAGGCAAGAGUGUCUCCUCCGCUGGACCACCGCUGCGAUACAUCCACCCUACCCUGAUGGUGAAGGAUGGCAAGAAGGGAGGAGGGGAAAGAGACGCCGCUGGGACCCGUCCUGAGCCUACUGUAAAGGGCGCCCCACCUCCGAGAAAGGAUCGGCCGUCAGCAGGUCUUGGAGCCCAAGGUGGCGAUUAUAGUCUGGACUACCCGAGUGACUGCCCCAGCUCUUACUCUGAGCUGGAUGAGGACGAUGAGGAUGAUGGUCAGGAUGCCGACGCACCUCAAAGUAGUGCGGCGGACACGUCCCACCCCGGUGGCCGCUUUCUUUCCCGUCUUUCUCCCUGCUUCUCCUCAUCUUCCUCCUCCUCUUCCUCCUCCGGCUCCAUCUCGUCCUCGUCCCUCUGCUCGUCGGACAACGACUCCUCCUACUCCUCCGACGAAGAGUCCUCCUCUGUGCUGCUGCGCCGCGCGCUGCUCCAGCAGGACAAACGCAAGCACAGGCAGAACAUGACCUCCGACCUCCUGAGCCCCGACCCCACCAACUCCGGCUCCUCUCCUUCCGCGUCAGCCCCGGCACAUGGCUACGUGGCCAAAGCCGGCAUGGCCAUCUCGGGGUCAAAGGGAAGGGCUGACAGAACAGACGACAGGAAGGAGUUCAUGUCAAAAGGAAGUAUGACGGGUAACAGUGGCACAGCUAAGAACCAGCUGAAGAGGAAAGAAGGAAUUUCUAGCAGCCACCAUCAGAGGCAGAGCAGUCCCGUGAGCCAGCAGACCAAACCUGCAUCCAAGGACCCAGCAACAGCUAAGAGGCAACGGAUGUCCUCACCUGAGCCUCUGACCAAUAUGGGGAGCCCCCUUCUGCCUGGACGCCAGCUCUGGAAAUGGUCCGGCAACCCCACACAGAGGAGAGGUCUGAAGGGUAAAGCCCGCAAGCUUUUCUACAAGGCCAUCGUGAGGGGCAAGGAGACGGUGCAUGUCGGGGACUGUGCUGUGUUCCUGUCACCUGGCCGGCCCCAGCUGCCCUACGUGGGCAGAGUGGAGAGCCUCUGGGAGUCAUGGAGCUCCAGCAUGGUGGUCAGGGUCAAGUGGUUUUACCACCCGGAGGAGACUCGCCUGGGGAAGCGACACCGCGACGGCAAGAAUGCCCUGUAUCAGUCGAGCCACGAGGAUGAGAAUGACGUGCAGACAAUCUCCCAUCGCUGCCAGGUGCUCAGCAGGGCUGAGUAUGACCACCUGAUGCGCGAUCGUAAGCCUGGCAGUGCGGCAGACGACCUGUUCUACCUGGCGGGGACCUACGAACCGACCACGGGCCAGCUGAUCAGUGCGGACGGCAUGGCCAUCGUGUCCUAGAGCCACCACCAGCUGGAGAGAGAUCCAAAUAUUGAACGUGAACUCUGGAGAUGACUGCUUCCAGGAUGGUCCUUCAUAACGGAGCUGGGGACAGAGGGAAACCAAGACAAAGAGUUUUGACUCUGCGUAUUGAUCCGUCCCUUGUAAGAGAAGGAGCUAGGCCACUGGAUAAAUCCCGACAGUACCGGCACUUAUAGGAGCCCGGUAUGUUCUGGGGGAAAAAGUCUGAUCCAUGCCAGAUUUAACCUCUUUAUCAGAUGUGGACUGAGGCCUCUUGUUCGCAACGAGAGUCUACAGCAUUCCCUUUGGCUGAAAUAACAGAUUUUCUCGUCGCUGCGACAAGAUUACUGCAACAAAAGAGCAGGAACCAAGGACAUGAGCACUUUGGAGUAUAGUCGCUUGGAUAUGCUAUGGAGGGAGGGUGUCAGACUUGGCUUUCUGAAACAAAGACUGACUCAGAGAGUGGGAGAGAGACUGAAUGGUAAGCAGAGACUUACUGUAAACCACACUGGUUUGGAGGGUUUCAAUGGUCUUAUACUGGUAGUUUGACUAUGACAUCGUGAUUGGGAGAUCCCCAACAGGACCAAAAAAACAAAACACUGUAGUUCGGACUUUGUGUGUAAGUGCAUGUAUGUGUGUGUUUGCAGAGUGGCUGCGAUGACCCUGUUAGGCAUUUAAUGAGCUCUAAGUAAAUAGCGCUUUAACGUGCUUGCGUGUGUGUUUGUACCGUAUGUGUGGUCGUGCGCGUGUUCGACCCACGCUCAUCGAGCAGGGAGGACGUCACGACACACCGUCGGUAUGUCGGUAACACUCUGAAUAUUAAUCUCUCCUGUACUAAAACGUGCAGUUUUCAGCCGCGACUGAAACACAAAACGAUUUCUUCUCCUGUCAAGCCAUACACGUCAAUACCUCUCUCUCGUACCCUCGUAUUCGGGUGCGAAGACACAUGUACAGGUAAUUGGAUUGUUUAUUUGAAAUGUGAGUGCAUGGUGGUGUGCGUGCAGAUGGGCGUGUGUGUGUGUGUGUGUGUGUGUGUGUGCUUUGUACAGCAUCAUCAUGUAUAAUAUAACAUGUUGUAAAU